AUGUGCGCGGCAACACACAGAACGAUAUGGGACUGUGCUCGUGAAAGUGCAGAGCAGACCCGUACAGAACCGCCUUCAGAAACCCUCCUGUCCGCCGUUAAUCAGCCUGAUCGACACUGCGUCAUCUCAUCAGACACCUCUCGCAAUCGAAUACUGUUAUUUCCGGGAUCGUUCAAUCCACCUCACCGUGGGCAUGCGGCGCUUCUCAACGCCAUCUUAUCGAGCUUGUCAAGGUCUCUGAAUAUCAGGGGCGCAAUCAUUUUCCCCCACGAUGACGAGCAACUGAAACGGAGAGCCCGAGAGGAUAUUUCCAGGUUUUCCUUCGACAAGGCUCAAAGAAUCAGUCUCUGGGCAGAGUCGAGCUCCUUUCCGAAAAAUGACACAUGGUUGUACAACGACUGUCGUGAUUCAUUGACUCGACUUCAGAAACAAAUGUUGCGAAAUCUGAAGAAGCAGAGAGUCAAGCUGUGCUUUUUGCUUCUAGUUGGCCCCGAUUGGGUGACUAGGCAAGCUACCUAUGACCCGGGUCAGUGGAAUUGCACGGAAGCCAUCACCAGCGAUAUCUCUCGGCCCGUUGACUUUCGAUUUCAACACACCCUAGGACAGUUACCAGGUUGCUCGCCUUGGAGUUUUCAUUUUGUUGGCGAAACACUCGACGUCGCCACCACUGCAAAUUGCCAGGGUGAGGGCUUUCGAGGUGGCAGCGGCUGCGGUAAUUUUGCUUCAUUAAUGUCCCUUGCAGAUUCGGUAUCAUCCCUUGGCGUUUGUGAAUGGUCCCUCGUUUUAUGGACUUGUCUAACAUUGAGACGACCUAUUCGACAAUAUUACUUCAAGCCUUCGGAUCGAAAUGCAACUAUUACUUCGCCAAGUUCAAGUGACAUCCGAAAAGCCAUACAAAAUUCAUUGACGCAAGGCCGCCUUCCUAAUGAUUCUGAGCUUGAAGAUGCCCUUUCCCCAGGUUUACUGCUUGGUUAUGUUCAAAAGAUCACGAUAGUGUCCACGGACUCGAAUCCCUAUCCUGCAAUUAGCAAUGAAAAAUGA
Molecule: messenger RNA, 1041 nt
Organism: Ustilaginoidea virens
Lineage: Eukaryota; Fungi; Ascomycota; Sordariomycetes; Hypocreales; Clavicipitaceae
Exons: 1
Coding region: 1-1041 (346 amino acids)
Biological process (GO): biosynthetic process
Molecular function (GO): catalytic activity
Source: RefSeq, a predicted model, not a curated record